CUAGGGUGUAUUCCGUUUUCAAUUUAAUACAUGUUAAAUACAAUUUGUGUGUAGCAUAAGAUACAGAACAGGUAAAAAACAAUCCCAAAAUAUCACAUGGUGAAAUUGUCUGAGAGAAAUGCAUAGAUUAUGUUAAAUAAAUUCAGCAUGUUAAAAUGGUCAUUUUACUCACUUAGUCAGGACACAGCUAUUGUGGAUGACAAGGAUAGUUCUGAAUAACUCACCCUCUACAUUCCAGCUCAGAGGGCAAGACCAGAGUAGCAUACUGCAGCUAAAUCUCGUUUUACCACGGAAUUAGGUCAAUCUGCAUUCUGUGUUUUUGCAGCCUGUAUGAAAUUAUCUGUAGAGCGCUCUGCACCUUGAGGCUGUUAUCUCUAGGUAAGUUCAGGUUGUUGAUGGAGGACCUCCGUGUUUAGGAAUGUGACUGCUUUUCUUGAAUUGCUUAACUAUUUUAUGUUUUUAUGCAUUGUAUUUGUAUGAUUUKUGUACAUGCAGGGCUCCCUUGAAAAAGAGGCCUUGGUCUCAAUGGGAUUUCCCUGCUAAAAUAAAGGACAACUCCAGCCGUUGUGUUCUGGCAGUGGGUGAACCAGUCCUUCAACGCUGUGGUCAACUACAGCAACCGCAGUGGAGACGCUGCCCUCACCACCAAUCAGUUGGCUGCAGCGUACACCAGUGCCACCACAGGAGCUGUAGUCACAGCCCUGGGACUCAAGUCUCUAGCCAAGGGAGCUGAAGUACGGCAUUCCAGUGACCGAUGAGGAAGGGAACGGUUAGGAGAGUCAGUCACCGCUGCCAAGUCAGGCAUCAUCCAGGUGGUGGUGUCCAGGAUUGGCAUGGCUGUGCCAGCUAUGGCUAUCCCACCUGUGAUAAUGAACGCCCUGGAGAAGAAAGCCUUUAUGAAGCGCUUCCCAGUCCUAAACGCCCCAGUACAGGUGGGUCUAGUGGGUCUGUGCCUGGUGUUUGAAACUCCUCUGUGCUGUGCCCUCUUCCCACAGAAGAGACAAGGAAGCAACUUUGCAGGACUGAGACGCAACCCUCACUAUCACCUCUCCCAAAUAAAAGAGACAAGGGGAGAAAGCCUCUUCGAAGUAAUGAAACGCAGGCGAGCGUAGUGUGACAGACGGUUAUCUUAUACUGCUACAUUGACAAACAGACUAUGGUUUGAUUUUUUUUUUUUUUGCGUUUAUCCUCCCUGGGGUUGUGGGUGUUUAAUUACUGAAUGUUACUGAAUGACAAAUUCUAUCAAAUCACCCCAAACUAGAUCGCCCCUCGUUUCAAUCCCAGAGAUAUUUUUUCUCCCCAAGGUGUAUUUGUUUUUUCCAUUGUGUUUGAGAUCGUACCCUUUAAGCKGUGUGCACUGAAACCAUUCAUGACUUGGAAUUAGAAAAUAGUUAAAUUGAAUCUGCUAGAUAUCCACUCCCUCAAGUUGGCUCAACUGUAGUCUGUAGUAAAAUACAACAGUUGGUUUAUGAGCACAAUAUAGACUAUUAAAUUCCUUUUUCGGUCUACCAGGGUUUUGUUUAUCAUUGCAAAAYGUAUUGCUUCAGUGUGCCCUAAUGAACAUUAACCAGUUGACUAGCAAAGCUUCCCUCUCUCACCACUGCCCUUGGAAGUGUACUUACACACACACUGUCCUACCAGAUAACCUUAUAAACCCCUCUCAUCCUAGUAACCCUGUCUGUUUUGUUAUGAAGAAAACCUUUAGAGAUGCUAUGACACUGCGUGGGCACUCCUUACUGAGAUUUCAAAAAGCACAUUCCUYGUUGCACUGAUGACAAUGAUAUGCCAGCAGAAAGGUUUAUCUAGGAUAGGAUCUAGGCAUAAUGUUUCCGCCCCAUAUCAUGGUCUUUCGGCAGGUAGCCUAGUGGCUAAGAGCAUUGGGCCAGUAACCGAAAGGUCGCUGGUUCGAAUCCCYGAACUGACUAGGUGAAAAGCUGCCGACGUGUCCUUGAGCAAGUUUCUUAACCCUAAUUGCUCCUAUAAGUCACUCUGGAUGAGUGCUUACUAAAUAACUAAAAUAUAUACUAUAUACUAAUUUGGAUAGUGACUGCAUUUUCAAUGGACCUCAAGAGUUUGAUUGUUGGUGAAAUKUGUGCCUUGCAUUACUAAUGCCUUUGAAGGGGAAUGUACUGUAUUGUGUCUAAAUGUUAAAGUAAUAAGGAUAUUAUUAAUGUUUUGUCCCCCGCUGUCAGUUUGUGACUCUCCUGGUCCCUCUUUAGACUGCUCAUUCUUCUGUUACAAUAGAGAAGGGCAAGAAGAGUUGGCUUGCAGUGCUGCCAUACAGACCUAGACGCAUGGUGGUUCCAAUGUAUGCAAUAAGAGGCAAGGGUACAYAUAUGAAUCCCACUCUGUAUGAUGUCAGGUUUAGAUUAGUUGUGGUGAUAUGUAUACCAAAUAAUAUUGUUUUAAUGUCAUGAAACAAAAGCAAAGUUGUGAGAACCAGGGGUCUGAAACUACUGUCCGACUGACAAAAUGUGCCUCCUAAGCUGAUUUAAUGUGGCCCGUGGUUGUAUUAGGAAAUGCAGCCCGUGGUCAUAAAAUUUGAAACACCUGUCUUAAACCCUUGAGCUAAAAUAAAUCAGSAAUCAAUUAUAGGACAGUUGGAAGUAAUGCUGGGACCUUUAGUUCCCGUGUGUAAAAACUGGGCUUAGUUGGAGCAUCCCUGAUCAAACCUGUAUAUUAAUGUUGUUAAUAUAUCGAUGUUGACAGUGUAGUAGUAAUAUGUCUUUUUAUGCUUGGUCGAGUAGUACCAGACUAUUUCGUAGUGCAAUAUCAACUGAAUUUAACUUUGUGUGGUCGAAAUCGGGUAUGUAAAACGCGUACAUUUUUGUGGGAUAUAGAGGAUAUAUUUAACAAAUAAAUAGCAGAGAUGUAUUAGAUUUUAAACUUCAGGGUGCGGUGCUCCAUUUCUUCACUAGGUGGCAGUUAGACCAACUAUUACACAUUUCCAUUGUGUUUUUGUGUGUCUGAGAGUUGACUUUGAAUGUAGUAGUCAAAACCACCCAUCAGUAUUGGCCCGGUUGAUUUUUAGUAAGGCUCGGUCACCUAGCCUGGUACCAGAUUUGUUUGCUGUCUUKUCAGGCUAUAGAUCACCUUUUCCUCUGUCAAAGUCAGUAUAGAGCUCCACAGUUGAGGUGUCAUAAUACCCAUAAAACCUAGCGGUCAAACRGGGAAAUGGUUCCAAUUGUUUUUUCACCAUUMMAUUUUCUCAUAGGGGAUUUURGAAACAUUUAAAAUAAGGGCUGUGUUUUGUGCAGGCKUAACCUAGCGUGACGUUUUGAUAACCAUGUACAUCUCUCGCACAAGGUGACYUUUAUCAAUCUAUUCAUCUCUAUUUACUCUGAUUCAAAAAUGCUAAUUAGCGUCAAAGUAGACAUCAUGCAAAACUACAAAUACCUGCAAGCUCCUUCACGUCAUC
Messenger RNA from Salvelinus sp. IW2-2015, 3418 nucleotides. The record is from RefSeq and is a predicted model, not a curated record. Lineage: Eukaryota; Metazoa; Chordata; Actinopteri; Salmoniformes; Salmonidae.